Siniperca chuatsi (mandarin fish) is the source of this 600-nucleotide messenger RNA. Its product is annotated as hemoglobin subunit alpha-B-like. The transcript has 3 exons. Bases 67 to 498 code for a protein of 143 amino acids. Lineage: Eukaryota; Metazoa; Chordata; Actinopteri; Centrarchiformes; Sinipercidae. The record is from RefSeq and is a predicted model, not a curated record. Gene Ontology annotation, biological process: oxygen transport; hydrogen peroxide catabolic process. Gene Ontology annotation, molecular function: oxygen binding; peroxidase activity; oxygen carrier activity. Gene Ontology annotation, cellular component: blood microparticle; haptoglobin-hemoglobin complex; hemoglobin complex.
UGAAAAAUCCACUUCAACAAUUUUCAUCCAUAUUUUCUCUCACUUCCUGAAAACUCAAAGGCAGCCAUGAGUCUCUCUGCGAAUGACAAGGCCCAGGUGAAGAAGUUCUGGGCCAAAAUUGAAGGAAAGGCCGCCGAGAUUGGUGGUGAAGCUCUGGGCAGGAUGUUGGUUGCCUACCCGCAGACCAAGACCUACUUUUCGCACUGGGGGGAUCUUAGUCCUGAAUCCCCACAAGUGAAGAAACACGGUGCAGUCAUCAUGACAGGCGUGGCGAAAGCCGUCAAAAACAUUGAUGAUCUUGCCGGAGCUCUUUGCACCCUCAGUGAGCUGCAUGCCUACAAGCUCAGGGUGGAUCCUGCCAACUUUAAGAUCCUGGCCCACAACCUCAUCUUGGUUAUGGCCAUGUACUUCCCCGCAGACUUCACUCCAGAGGUCCACGUCUCAAUUGACAAGUUCCUGCAGAGCCUGGCUUGGGCUCUGUCUGAGAGGUACCGCUAAACUCCAGCAACGCAGAAGCAUCGACUGCCGGCAUGUCAUCCGACAAUGUCAACAACCCUUUCGAUAUGUAGGGGCUUGUUCAAUAAAAACACAAACAUAAAA